Monomorium pharaonis (pharaoh ant) is the source of this 2999-nucleotide messenger RNA. RefSeq lists its product as uncharacterized. The coding region runs from base 30 to 713 and encodes 227 amino acids. The record is from RefSeq and is a predicted model, not a curated record. The transcript is spliced from 2 exons. Lineage: Eukaryota; Metazoa; Arthropoda; Insecta; Hymenoptera; Formicidae.
UCAUUAAUAAAUUAAUAAAUUUCAGUAUCAUGUGUAUUUAUGUUAUAUUUUAUUUUAUACAUUUUUUUUCACUUGUAGGUACUUACAAUAUUGCUGUCAAAGCUGCUAAGAAUGUUCUAGAGGGAAACGUUGCUCGGACAGAAGUAGAAACAGAUUAUGAUCAACCAAGAAAGAGAAAAAAGAACAAGAAAUAUAUAGAAUCUUCAGAUGAAGAUGAAGACAAUCUUCCGUCAAACAUCUUUUGUAGUGCUAGCAAUAAAGUGCCUGCACCAAAUCCUCUUCUUCCAAAUAAAAUAAAAACACUUUUUAAAAAUAAAUCUAUGAAAACGUCAAUGAUAUGUCAAAAAGACACGUCUGUUGGGAAAUUAUUUUCCCGUAAAGAGUCACGUGUUACAUCUUUGAGUCCUUCUAAGUUAACUUAUAAAACUACGUUAGACGAAAAUCCGAUGAAGCAUCAUUCUAUGCUGGAAGAGACUGUACAACAAAGAGAUUUAGUUCCUGAAGACUGCAACACCAAAAUGUCGGAAAAUUUUGGAACUGCUAAUCCAUUGCAAUCAAAAAAGACCACGCCUGUCAGAAAAUUUAACAGAAUGCCUCAAUAUUUAGACAAAGAAAACUAUGAUGAUUCUUUUGAUAGUAAGUUUAUUACUUUUCAAAUAAUAGAUUUUUUAGAUUUUACAACUAAUUAUAUUUCCUGUUUUCUUUUAUUGUGAAUUUAUUUUCUGCAAUGUUACAGUUUCUGAAAAAUGCUCAUCUUCUCAAUUAACUAUAGAUAGUAAUGAACUGCAAUCUAUAUCGGACAGUUCUUCAGUAUCAAGCCUACUAUCUGUACGUAAUCUCGUAGAAAAAAAACAAAGUAUUUUGCACCCAAAGAAUGUUAACAGAACAAAGUUAUCUUUAGCCUUCAAAGAUGGUAAAUUCAUUAUUAUCUGUCUACUUUUCCUAAAAUUAAAUUACAUUUUUAUCACAUUUUUUUACGUGCGCUUAUAUUUAAAUUUGUAUUAAUCCUUUGCAGAUACAAUCUUUCUCUCUCUCUCUCUCUCUCUCUCUCUCUCUCUCUCUUUCAAGUUACUCGUACAUGUUACUUAGUUACAUAGUUUCUCUUUGUUUAAAUUAAAAUUUUAUAAAUGUGAAAUAAUUUGUUUUUUCUUUUCUUUGUAUGUGUUAUGUUAUCUUACUCAAUAAAUAUUGCUUACAAUAAAUAAAAGUAACAAUUCUAAUUUUUAUAUAGAUGAUAAAAAUGACAAUGAACAGUACAAGAAUUUUAAUACAAUACACUCCGAAACUUUAAAAGAAAAGAGUGAAGAUGACGUUUUAAAAGUAGAAAGGACCAUACUAUCUACGAACAACGAGAAUGAAGUAUUUCCAAAAAUCACCACUAUUUCAAGGUUUGAUUUUUCCAGAUAAUCUUAGUUUCGAGAAAUGAUUUUUUCUGCACACAUACCACAUUCUUUUCCUUAAUUUAUAUUUUACAUUUAUUAGGUUUAUCAAAUGCAGAUCGUGACUUGCUUACGACAACAUUAAGCCAUUUAAAGAAGCUUCAUGGUAAUUUUUAUUGAACUUCUUUGUUUUAAUACAUAUAACUGUGCAAUAUUAACAUAUGUUACACUUUGUAAUUAUUAAUUUAUUUCCGUUUUUCCAUUAAUUCUGUAGGACCGGUUGUAUCUAAUCUUGAUAGAGAUUUGCUUCGAAAUGUGUCAAGUAAACUUGAUAUAGUAUUAAUGAACCAACGUCGCAUUUUAAAUGAAAUAUUUCCUGGUGAAGCUAUUUUAGAUAGACCCGAAAAUUGUCCCCCUUUUCCAUUACGAGAUGAGAAGUCUUUUGAGGAAUUCAACGAAUUUUUGGAAAAUAAAGUUGCAUUUUCUCAAUUUGUAAGUACAGUUGAUUUUUUAAUUUUUAUUUAUAUUUUGUGUGGUGUACUUACAUAUAUGAUUUAUAUUUAACUUUUAAUAUAUGUGAACUCUUCUUACAUAAUUUUUAAUUCUUGUGUUUUUAAGGUUAGCUAUCUUAAUGCACUUUUUAAUGAUUGUGAUCAGUGGAAUGCUGUUACUCGUCUUAUGUCUAACAUAUUGCACAAUGAACUUGCAAGACAAGUUAGUUGGAAAGGAACCAGAGGAGUGAAAAUUUUUUUUUACGGAACAAGAAUUAAGGAAGCUUUGUUUUGUAAAUGUUUUACGUUUAUCUUUUCUUUUACUUAUUUAAAAUAUUGAGACACUGAUUAUAAAUUAUUAUAUUAAAUUAUAAGAAGCAAGAAAUAAUUUAAAAUCACAUUUUUCAUUUCUUUGUUUGGCAAAUUUUUAAAUAAAUUAAUUUUGAUGAUGUACUAUUAUUUGUUUAUAAUAGAAAGAAUAUUUUAGUAAAACGUAUUAAAACUUGUUUCUGUAUUCGUAUAAUAUAUGAUUACAAAUUGUGAUCAGUAUACGAUUUAUUUUCAUUAAAUAUGUAUAACAUUCAAUUAUUUUAACAAAUUAUUGUAUUUUAUAUAAUAUUUAAUUAUUGUAUAUAACAUUGAAUACAAAUUUUGUGUGUGCAUCUGUACAGAUUUCUUUACUAAGAAAAUAGAAAAAUAAAUUAUCUUUGCUACAUUUUACUAACGUGCUAGAAAGGUUUAUGUGAUUUUUUAUUUUUUACAUGAUUCAGUAUGAUACGGUAAUUUUUAGAAGACUAAUUCUUUUAAUUUCUUUUUUGUUGUUGUUUAGGUGCUAUAAUGGGCCGUUUUAAAAAUGAGUCUUUAAAAAAUGCUGAAGAAGCUAUAAAGCGCUGGUUGAACACUUCAAGUCAACGCAAAUAAGAAAAAUAUAAUCAGAUCUUUCACUUAAUUUGUGAUUUUUUAUUAAAUUUGUGCUUUUCAUUUUUUUAUUUUUAUUUCUAGAUUUUUAGUUAUUUUUAUAGAUCAUAAAAAUUGUGCAAGAAUAAGAUUGUGCAAUAAUAUUUGUGUGACCUGUGUCAUCUGUGAUCUUGUAAUGAUUCAUAAUAAAUAUAUCAAAUUAUAAAUAUAA